This is a messenger RNA of Adelges cooleyi (spruce gall adelgid), 4038 nucleotides long. Its product is annotated as 3'-5' RNA helicase YTHDC2-like. NCBI's taxonomy places the organism in Eukaryota, Metazoa, Arthropoda, Insecta, Hemiptera, Adelgidae. The record is from RefSeq and is a predicted model, not a curated record. The transcript has 24 exons. Gene Ontology annotation, cellular component: intracellular anatomical structure. The coding region runs from base 223 to 3780 and encodes 1185 amino acids. Gene Ontology annotation, molecular function: ATP binding; RNA binding.
GGCUGUAGAUCUACAGCCGUGGUAACUAGUAAGUUGACAUAUACACCUACACUGAUUACUGAGUUCUUCUAAAUUCUGAUAAAUGAUAAUUCGGUUCGGAUCAAAUGUGUUCUAUGUUAAAACAUGUUCGUUUUUAAAAUUAUAUACGAUUGUAUUUUUCUUAUUCUCUUAAGUCACAUUUUAUUUAAUACUGAUUAAAUAUUUUACCAACAUCUUCCAAAUAUGUCGCGUAAGAAUGAUUUGUCUCGAGAUUCUAUUGAUUAUCUGUCACGUGAAUUAGAUUCAUUUCUGUCGUCCGAAUUGCUAGAAAUUUCAUUUCCUACUACGUUAACAUCAGAAGAACGUAAAUAUUUACAUUUAAAAUGUGCUGAGUUGGGAAUAAAAUCAAAAAGUCAUGGGCAAGGGCCUCUCCGUUACAUAACUAUUUAUAAAAAGAAAACCAAAAAUAAAUUUAAAAAAAAAAAUAAAAAAUUGAGUAUAAUUGAUAAUGCUGCAAGUGUAGAAAUCUCUUCAAUUUCUCAAGAAAUAAUUACAAAAACCUGUGAUAAUAUUCCUAUUACUAAACAAAUGUAUGAAGAAUUAUUGCCAAACCCAAUGAAACAGUUCCAAAGAAUGGCUGUGGCUAAUUGUAAAAGAAAUCUUCCAUUAAUGUGUAAUAAAUCCAUGUCUAUACCACGUCUUGCUACUAAUGAAAAUUUACUAUUAAUAAGAAAAUCUCUACCUAUAUGGGAUAAACGUGGAGAAAUAAUUCAAGCAAUUGAAAACCACCCAGUAGUAAUUAUUACAGCAGAAACAGGAUCUGGAAAAACAACUCAGAUACCACAGUUUAUUAUAGACAAUAAUGCCAUGAAGAACAGACCUUGUCGUGUUGUAUGUUGUCAGCCUAGAAGAAUUGCUGCAAUAUCAAUGGCAGAUAGGGUAUCUAAUGAGCGAGGUGAAAAUAUUGGAAUGAGCAUCGGUUAUCAAGUUCGACUUGAAAGCUGCGUUAGCCACGAUGCAACAAUAAUUUAUUGUACAACUGGUGUUUUGACAAGAACACUUAUGGAUCGACAUCAGAAAGAUAACGAACCUGUCAAAGGAAUGUUACUGAAUGUUUCUCAUAUAAUAGUAGAUGAAGUCCAUGAACGUGAUAAGCAUGUAGACUUUCUACUUAUUGCCUUGCGAAUGAUUUUGCCCAAAAAUCCACACUUAAAGCUUAUUCUUAUGUCUGCAACAGCUGAUAUAAAUUUAUUUUCAUCUUACUUCGACAACUGCCCUGUUUUAAAAGUUGAAGGGAAAAUGUUUCCAGUAACAGAAUAUUUUUUAGAAGACAUUCUAGAUGAUAUGAACUACGAAUCUCAGUCAAUGUUAAGAAUAAAAAAUAGAACAAAAAUUGACUACUGGGAUAACAACAUAGUACUAAGAGAAACAACAGAAGCCAUUCAAAACAUGCACCUUACAGAACCGGUAACUACUUUGAGAUCUGAUCAAGAAUGGUUAAAGCCAGAAUUAGAUGAUUGUAUGCAUCAAAUUUGGUUCAAUGCGGAAAUUGAACAAAUUGAUAGAAUGAUUUAUUAUAUAAUGUCUGAAGGAGUACCUGUGGAUUAUCAACAUUCUGAUACGGGUGUGACAUUGUUAAUGUUAGUUGCUGUUCAUGGUCUUAAUGAUUAUGUCAUUAUGCUUUUAAACAUGGGAGCUAGUCCGGUUAUACAAACUAGAGUACUUAAUAAAGAUGCAGCAACUUGGGCGGCUGACUUUAAACAAUACGAAACUAGGGAUUUAAUUCUCAACUAUAAAGGAGCUAUUUCACCCAAAGAGCAAAAUGAAGCACACAAAGAAUUAGAUAUGAUGGAAAGAUUAGAGUUGUAUAAAAAAAGCUUGCCACCAAGUAUCCACAUUGAUUCUUAUUUAAUAGCCCAUCUUGUUAAACAUAUAAUUUUAACAAAAAAACCAGGUUCUAUAUUAGUGUUUUUACCAGGGUUUGAAGAUAUGUCGAUGGUUAACAAAGUUAUAACGGAAGAACUUAUUGCUAAAGACGAUUUUAAAAUAAAAAUGUAUAUGUUACACUCUAUGAUGCAGACAUCCGAUCAACAAAGAGUUUUUUUACCAGUGCCGAAAGGAUAUCGAAAAGUCAUAUUGGCUACAAAUAUUGUUGAAACUAGUGUUACUAUUAAUGACAUUGUUUUUGUUAUUGAUUCAGGCAGAGUAAAACAAAAAGGUUAUAAUGCUUUUAAUGGAAUUAGUUGCAUGAAUGUAAAUUGGAUAUCACAAAGUUGUGCUAAGCAGAGAGCUGGACGCGCUGGAAGAUUAUGUCCAGGUGAAUGCUACCGUCUAUAUUCUCGAGAAAAUUAUAGUUAUAUGGGAACUCAUGAUGUACCUGAAAUUCUUAGGAUGCCUUUACAAGAAUUGUGUAUGUUGGCUAAAGUGAUCUCUAGUAAUAUGAGAAUAUUGGAUUUCUUAGCAUUAGCUAUACAACCACCUCCGACAUUAUCUAUAGUGGCAGCUCUAGAAUAUUUAAAAACAAUUGAAGCAAUGGAUAUUAAUGAAGAUUUAACAGCUCUUGGAUUUUUCAUGUUGGAUUUGUCAAUAGAGCCGCAUUAUGCCAAGUCUUUGGUUUUUGCAGUAUUUUUAAAGUGUCUUGAUCCAGUAUUAACUAUAAUUAGCUGUUUAGCUAAUAGAGAACCUUUUAACCUGACUCUUAACGUUAACAUGAAAACUUCACUUGGGUCAAUACGUAAAAAACUUGCUGGUAGUACAUUAAGCGAUCAUAUUAUUCUCUUACGCCUUUAUCAGGCAUUUAAUGAAAGAAGUAAAGUUGGCAGUGAGUUAAACAAUCUUGUAUCUCAAUCUGUAAUGGGUUUAAUUACACAGACUAGAACUCAAUUACUUGGCCAACUAAGGGCAUUAGAACUUAUUCAAAUGCGCCCUGGACCAAACGAUAUACGAGAUGUUAAUUCAAACUCAAAUAAUUGGGCAGCAGUUAAAGCUUGUUUAUUAGCCGGAUUAUAUCCAAAUUUGGCCAAACUAGAUAAGUCUAGUCCAAGACCAAUUUUAAAAACUAAAACGGAAAAGAGUGUGGUUUAUCAUGGAUCUAGUAUUUUACGCGAAAAUUAUUCUAAAGAUUUACCUUCUGAAUGGAUAAUUUUUGAAGAAAUGUGUUCAUUCAGCACAAAAAAAUGUAUAAAAAAUUGUACAGUAGUAUCACCAAUGGCUGUUGCUUUGUUUGCAAAUGCAAUGAAAAUUCCCCAUGAUUCUGUAAAAAACAUUGAAGAUUUAGAUGAUAGUGAUUGGGAUACUAAUGAUGAAACGAGUUUGCCAAUAGAACAGUCUGGAGUAUUAAACUUGGAUGGCUGGACUACGUUUGUAGGGAAUCCUGAUGAUAUAACUAAAAUUUUGAACAUUCGUUUAUGCCUUACGUUAGCAUAUCGAGAAUUCCUGAAAAAUAAAAUGAUAACUAUUAACAGUUCCUAUAGUAAUGUUGUUCAGUCGGUAGUAAAGAUCUUAGCUGCCGAGGAUCAAGCUGUGGGCCUUGAAGCUCCUGACGAUGUUGGUAAGAGGCCCAGAGAAAAUAGUAACAAAGGUCGUCAUGGUAGACAUAACGACAAUUCCUCAUUUACCUCUUUUCGUAAGCUUCAACCUCAAAAUCAAUAUUCUCAUGGUAAAGGUUAUCCGGACAACAGCUCAUACUUAACUGGUGGAAACAAUUGCACCAUGAAUGGAAGUAGAGGUUCCAGUUACAGAAACCAAAAUAAUUACUCGCUGCCAAGUACAUCUCAGUCGAGUAAUAAUUUUAAAUGGUAAUAACAUUGUUUUAUUUAAGUUAAUAGAAAACAGUAUUUAAACAUUUUAUAACAUACAGGAUGAAUGUUUUUACUAUUUUUUGUUUUUAUUUUGUUUUACUUUUAUUGUUAUUUUGUUUACUAAAGUAAAUAAGUGACUGUUAUUUAGGUAUUUAUUGCAACAAAAUGUUAAAUGUUUUUCUAUUUUAUUAAAAAAUAAGUUGUUCCAACAAAUGAUAAUUAUGUUCCAGAAAUCUCUGCUAAUAAAUUAAAGAACAGU